AUCAUGGUGCUAAAGCGAAAUAAGAGGCAGCCUACAUCAAGUCUCACAUGUUUCAUUUUUCAUCAGGCCCCUGUUCUGCUUCUCCUAACAUGCUGCUGUGAAGGUCAGAUUCAGGUCAUUGGUCCAUCGCAGGCAGUAACUGUGAUGGUGGAUGAUGACAUUAUUUUGCCAUGCCAUUUGAAACCGGCUUCAGAUGCUUCUGGUAUGACCUUUGAGUGGGCAAGACCUGACCUUAAACCCAGAUUUGUCCAUGUGUGGCAUGAAGGUCAAGACCUUCAUGUUAAUCAGCAUUCAUCUUUCAAAGGACGAACAUCAGUAGACAUCACUAAACUGAAGUAUGGAGAUAUUUCACUGAAACUCUCCAAAGUAAAACACACAGACAGAGGAAUAUACAGAUGUUACUUUCCAGAUUUGGAUAAAGAGACUACUGUCCAGCUUUUUGUUGGGAGUGUUUCCCAGGCAGUUGUAAGGUUAACUGGGAUUGACCAAUCCAUAAGUGGAGUGGUGUUACAGUGUGAGUCUGCAGGCUGGUAUCCAGAGCCUGAGCUGCUGUGGUUGGACGGUGAGGGAAACCUCCUCUCUGCUGGACCUACAGAGACCCUCAGAGGUCCUGAUGACCUCUAUACUGUCAGCAGCAGAGUGACUGUGGAGAAGAGACACAGCAACAACAUCACCUGCAGAGUCCAACAGAGGAACACCAACCAGAGCAGAGAGACACACAUACAUGUUCCAGGUAGAAAAUAACUUUAUUUGGGUAUGCUUCUA
Haplochromis burtoni (Burton's mouthbrooder) is the source of this 765-nucleotide messenger RNA. Its product is annotated as butyrophilin subfamily 3 member A2. The record is from RefSeq and is a predicted model, not a curated record. Lineage: Eukaryota; Metazoa; Chordata; Actinopteri; Cichliformes; Cichlidae. The transcript is spliced from 3 exons. Bases 4 to 744 code for a protein of 246 amino acids.